GUGGAAGUGACCAAAGAAGUGGCUCUCCUGGCCGAGGCCCCGGUACAUGGAUAGAAGGAAGACAGCAAUCUCCUAACUGGAACCAUAUACGUUAGAUGGAUGGUUUCUAGCCUGCUUCCAAACCCCACCUCGGCUGAGUGUUGGGCGGCCCUCCUACACGAUCCUAUGACUCUUGAUAUGGACGCAGUCCUGUCAGACUUUGUUCGGUCUACGGGGGCAGAACCUGGUCUGGCCAGAGACCUGCUGGAAGGCAAAAACUGGGACCUCACAGCCGCUCUGAGUGACUAUGAGCAGCUCCGACAGGUGCACACAGCCAACCUGCCACCUGUGUUCAACGAGGGCAGGUGCCCCAAACAGCCUGAGCGAGAGCCACCCCCUCCCGGGCACACAGCCGAGCGGCCCUGCCUGCCCAGGCAGGACGACAUCGCCCAAGAGAAGCGGCUCUCGCGGGGGAUCUCCCACGCCAGCUCGGCCAUCGUGUCCUUGGCACGGUCCCACGUGGCGAGCGAGUGCAGCAGCGAGCAGUUCCCGCUGGAGAUGCCCAUCUACACGUUCCAGCUUCCGGACCUGAGUGUGUACAGCGAGGACUUCCGGAGCUUCGUGGAACGGGACUUGAUCGAACAGGCAACCAUGGUGGCCCUGGAGCAGGCGGGUCGCCUGAACUGGUGGUCCACCGUGUGCACGAGCUGUAAACGGCUUCUUCCUUUGGCCACGACAGGGGAUGGGAACUGCCUUUUACAUGCUGCCUCACUGGGAAUGUGGGGGUUUCACGACCGGGACCUGGUUUUGCGGAAAGCUCUCUACACCAUGAUGAGGACAGGGGCCGAGAGGGAGGCCCUGAAGCGAAGGUGGAGGUGGCAGCAGACACAGCAGAACAAGGAGUCAGGGCUGGUGUACACGGAGGAGGAGUGGGAGCGGGAAUGGACGGAGCUGCUGAAGCUGGCCUCCAGCGAGCCACGCACACACUUCAGCAAGAAUGGCGGCUCGGGCGGGGGCAUGGACAAUGCCGAAGACCCAGUGUACGAGAGUCUGGAGGAGUUCCACGUUUUCGUCCUCGCCCACAUAUUAAGGAGGCCCAUCGUCGUCGUAGCAGAUACGAUGCUGAGGGACUCAGGUGGGGAAGCAUUCGCUCCAAUCCCCUUCGGAGGGAUUUACCUGCCUUUGGAGGUACCUCCCAACAGAUGCCACUGCUCACCUCUGGUUCUUGCCUAUGACCAAGCGCAUUUCUCUGCCCUUGUGUCCAUGGAGCAGAGAGACCAGCAGAGAGAACAAGCCGUGAUCCCCCUGACGGAUUCGGAGCACAAGUUGCUGCCUCUGCACUUUGCCGUGGACCCUGGGAAGGACUGGGAGUGGGGGAAAGAUGACAAUGAUAACGCCCGGCUGGCCCACCUGAUCCUGUCACUAGAAGCCAAGCUGAACCUUCUGCACAGCUACAUGAAUGUGACGUGGAUCCGGAUCCCCUCCGAGACCAGGGCCCCUCUGGCGCAGCCAGAGUCCCCGACGGCCUCAGCGGGGGAAGACGUGCAGUCCCUGGCCGACUCGCUGGACUCGGACCGAGACUCAGUGUGCAGCAACUCCAACAGCAAUAACGGCAAGAACGGCAAGGACAAGGACAAGGAGAAGCAGCGCAAGGACAAGGACAAGACCCGCGCGGACUCUGUGGCCAACAAGCUGGGCAGCUUCAGCAAGACACUGGGUAUCAAGCUGAAGAAGAACAUGGGCGGCCUGGGCGGCCUGGUGCACGGCAAGAUGAGCCGCGCCAACUCCGCCAACGGCAAGCACGGCGACGCGCCCGAGCGCGGCAAGGAGAAGAAGGCCAAGGCGCGCAAGGGCAGCAAGGAGGAGUCGGGCGCUUCAGCCAGUACGUCACCCUCGGAGAAGACCACGCCGUCGCCAACGGACAAGGCAGCGGGCGCGUCGCCGGCCGAUAAGGGCGGCGGGCCCCGCGGCGACGCCUGGAAGUACAGCACAGACGUGAAGCUGAGCCUCAACAUCCUGCGCGCCGCCAUGCAGGGCGAGCGCAAGUUCAUCUUCGCCGGCCUGCUGCUCACCAGCCACCGGCACCAGUUCCACGAGGAGAUGAUCGGUUACUACCUGACCAGCGCGCAGGAGCGCUUCAGCGCAGAGCAGGAGCAGCGGCGCCGCGACGCCGCUGCCGCGGCAGCUACCGCCGCAGCAGCAGCCUCCACGGCCAAGCGGCCGCAGCGCAGGCCGGAGGCGGAGGGCGCGCCCGGCCCCGAGCGCGCCUCACCAGGCCCGCAGGCAGGGCAGCCCACGCAGCUGGUGCUCAAGCUCAAGGAGCGCCCAAGCCCGGGGCCCGGAACCAGCUCCCGGGCAGCACGGGCGGCGGCAGGCGGUUCGGCCUCCCCAGGCCCCGGCGGCAGCUCGCGGCGCACGGGCGCCAGCGGACCGGUCCCCGGCCGCAGCCCCCCGGCGCCGGGGCGCCAGAGCAUCAUUCACGUGCAGGCGGCGGGCGCGCGGGACGAGCCGUGCGUCCCAGCUGUAGGCGCGCUGCGGCCGUGCGCCACGUACCCGCAGCAGAACCGCUCACUGUCAUCACAGAGCUACAGUCCGGCGCGCGCCGCCGCCUUGCGCACAGUCAACACGGUAGAGUCGCUGGCGCGUGCCGUCCCAGGAGCCCUACCCGGGGCGGCGGGUGCGGCUGAGCCCAAGUCGCAGACCUACACCAACGGCUUCGGCGCGGCGCGCGACGGCCUGGAGUUCGCCGACGCCGACGCGCCGGCCGCGCGCUCGAACGGUGAGGGCAGCCGGGGCGGCCCGGGUGCGGGCCCCGCGCAGAGGCGCUGCCAGCGCGAGAACUGCGCGUUCUACGGGCGCGCCGAGACCGAGCACUACUGCUCGUACUGCUACCGCGAGGAGCUGCGGCGGCGGCGCGAGGCGCGCGCGGCCCGGCCCUGA
This is a messenger RNA of Budorcas taxicolor (takin), 2919 nucleotides long. It is a transcript of the gene OTUD7A, whose product is annotated as OTU deubiquitinase 7A. Lineage: Eukaryota; Metazoa; Chordata; Mammalia; Artiodactyla; Bovidae. Gene Ontology annotation, biological process: protein K48-linked deubiquitination; protein K11-linked deubiquitination; protein deubiquitination involved in ubiquitin-dependent protein catabolic process. Gene Ontology annotation, molecular function: cysteine-type deubiquitinase activity; zinc ion binding; DNA binding. The record is from RefSeq and is a predicted model, not a curated record. Gene Ontology annotation, cellular component: nucleus; cytoplasm. Bases 100 to 2919 code for a protein of 939 amino acids. The transcript has 12 exons.